Molecule: messenger RNA, 890 nt
Organism: Bursaphelenchus xylophilus (pine wood nematode)
Lineage: Eukaryota; Metazoa; Nematoda; Chromadorea; Rhabditida; Aphelenchoididae
Source: the annotation of a GenBank genome assembly
AUGAGAGCUACAGUUGUUUUGUCGCUUUUAGUGCUAAUUUCUACCGAUAUAUGCCAGUCAGACGAUGAUUUGUUAGCUCCGGACGACAAUACAUUUGAAGAUCCGAAUUCCUGGAGUUGCGGAAGCGAUCCGCUGAAUAGCAAAUGGGCGGGCAGAGCUAUUACGUAUGCCUGUAUUGAAGCGUUGCGUAAGUUAUGGGCAAAAAAUUGUGAAAAUUACAUCAGGAUUGAAUUUAAUUUACUUUCACAAGGGAAGUACCCCAAGUGCGACGCUCGGAUUUUUUUUAAAUUUUGCACACACGUCGAGCAUGAACUAAAUAUCAAUUCCUGAAAGUUUUAGCUCGCGCUUUGCAAGCGCCGCCGAGAUAUUGAACGAUCUUUGCCGCUGAGAGAGCACGCUAAACGUGGAGAGCGGUCAGCGAGAAAAACACUUUUUGGCCAUAACUUUGGCAGUUUCGUGGGGAAAAAUUUGAUUUUUUGUAGAAACCUUACCCUCUGUGGUAGAAAUAGGCCUGAAACUUUUUGUGCCGGAAUUCGGCGAAAAGUGUCAAAUUUUCACCAGAUUUUCGAUCUAAAAAUCUCGGUUGUUUCUGCAAAGCGCGAGCUAGGACUCUCGCAUAUAUUUUAGAAAAAGCUAUUCUUAAUUUGUGUCAAGUGUCAUCAAAAACAAUCAUACAAAAUACCGCCUUUUCAGCCAGUGUAAACGCUUGUUGCGAAUCUCACGAUGAAUGCUACAGAGAGAAGGCGGGAAGAGGGCCGUGUGACGAAACAUUCUGCGAUUGCAUGAAGCGCAGUAUGAGUCAAUGUCAUUCUUUGGUCUCGGUUUUGGUCACAAAUGCAUUUUGUCAAAUUGUGGAAGAGAAUGGAGAAAAAUCUUAUUUACAGGGGUGA